This is a messenger RNA of Brachypodium distachyon (stiff brome), 2220 nucleotides long. RefSeq names its product putative serpin-Z8. Gene Ontology annotation, molecular function: serine-type endopeptidase inhibitor activity. The record is from RefSeq and is a predicted model, not a curated record. Lineage: Eukaryota; Viridiplantae; Streptophyta; Magnoliopsida; Poales; Poaceae.
AUGAAGUUUGGAUCUGCUGCAGUGAAGGCAGCCGGCGAAGGCCUGGCGGCGUUCUCGGCCGGCCUCGCGCGCCGGCUCGCCGACAAGGACGCCUACAGCAGCAACCUCGUCUUCUCGCCGCUCUCCAUCUACAGCCCUCUCGCGCUCGUGGCCGCCGGCGCCCGGGGCACCACCCUGGACGAGCUCCUCCGCGUGCUGGGCGCGCGCUCCCAGGGAGAGCUCGCCGAGUUCCUGCCCCGCGCGGCGGCGCUGAUGCGCGACCGCUCGGCAGCUGGCGGCCCCCGCGUGGCGUCGGCGUGCGGCGUGUGGAGCGACAAAUCUUGCCCGCUCAAGCCGGGAUUCGUCGAGUCCGUCUCCGUCUCCGGGAACACGGAGAUGGCCGCCGUCGACUUCCAAAAGAACGCAAGGGGGGCGUGCCGGCGGAUCAACGCGUGGGCGAAGCGCGUGACCCACGGCCUCAUCGACGACGUCGUCGGGCCGGGCUCGGUGAAGAAGGAGACCCUCGUCGUGCUCGGCAAUGCCGUGUACUUCAAGGGCAAGUGGGAGCAGCCCUUCGACAAGACGCGCACGGCGCACGAGCCGUUCCGGCUGCUGGGCGGUGGCGCUGGCUGCGAGGUCGACGUGCCAUUCAUGCGGAGCCGGAAGGCACAGUUCGUGGCCGUGCACCGCGGGUUCAAGGUGCUCAAGCUCCGCUACAAGAUGCGCAGUUCUCGAUGUGCAUCUUCCUCGUUCUCGAUGUGCAUCUUCCUCCCGGACGCCGAUGACGGCCUUCCUGGCCUCAUCGAAUCCAUCGCCUCCCGGCCCAGCUUCCUGCACGAGCACCUGCCAUGCCGGCCGGUCCACGUCGGCAAGUUCCGGGUGCCGAGGUUUAAGCUCUCCUUCCACGACAGCCUCGUCGCUGUCCUCCAGCAGUUGGGCCUCGUGCUGCCGUUCAGCGGCAUGGCCGACUUCUCCGACAUGGCGGUGUGCGCGAUUAAGCUGGACGAUGUCGUCCACAAGGCACUGCUAGAGGUGAACGAGGAAGGCACCAAGGCGGCCGCCGUCACCAUGGUCCGCGGGUUGCUCGGGUGCGCUCCUGGCGCCAGGCCACCGCCACGGGUGGACUUCGUCGCCGACCACCCGUUUGCGUGCUUCAUCGUGGAGGAGAACACCGGCGCCGUCGUCUUCGCCGGACAUGUCAUUGAUCCCUCGAGAGAGAAGUAUGUACGUGCAAAAACUAUCUCAAAGUUCAGCAUCCAUGUGGACGAAUUUCCCCCGAGGGUUGACGCAGCGGGCGAGGGCCUGGCGGCGCUCUCGGCCGGACUCGCGCGCCGCCUCGCCGACAAGGACGCCUACAGCAGCAACCUCAAUACGGAGAUGGCCGCCGUCGACUUCCGUGGAGACGCGAAAGGGGCAUGUCGGCGGAUCAACGCGUGGGCGGCGCGCGUGACCCACGGCCUGAUUGACGGCGUCCUCGGGCCGGACUCGGUGACGGAGGAGACCCUCGUGCUCGGCAACGCUGUGUACUUCAAGGGCAGAUGGGGCCAGCCCUUCAACAAGAGGCGCACCAUCGUCCGGCCGUUCCGGCGGCUGGGCGGUGCCGGCGAGGUCGAGGUGCCGUUCAUGCGGAGCCGGAAGCCCCAGUUCGUGGCCUUGCACCGCGGGUUCAAGGUGCUCAAGCUCCGCUACAAGAUGGCGAUUCCGGCGCCUCUAGCAGCGGCGAUCCCUGACAGGACUCAGUUCUCAAUGUGCAUCUAACUCCCGGACGCCGAUGAUGGCCUUCCCAGCCUGAUCGACUCCAUUGCCUCCCAGCCCAGCUUCAUGUGCGAUCACUUGCCACGCCGGCGGGUCGAUGUCGGCAAGUUCCGGGUGCCGAGGUUUAAGCUCUCCUUCCACGACAGCCUUGUCGCCGUCCUCCGGCAGCCGGGCCUGGUGCUGCCAUUCAGCAACGUGGCCGACUUCUCCGACAUGGCAGGGUGCCCAAUCAAGCUAGACGAGGUCGUGCACAAGGCGGUGCUGGAGGUGAACGAGGAAGGCACCAAAGCGGCCGCUGUCACCAUUGUCCGCGGGUUGCGCGGGUGUGCUCCUAGGGCCAAGCAGCCGCCACCGCCACGGGUGGACUUCGUGGCCGACCACCCGUUCGCGUACUUCGUCGUGGAGGAGAACACCGGCACCGUCGUCUUCAACGGCCACGUCGUUGAUCCCUACCGGCACCGUCGUCUUCGCCGGCCACGUCGUUGA